Messenger RNA from Alnus glutinosa, 1283 nucleotides. RefSeq lists its product as uncharacterized. The coding region runs from base 181 to 813 and encodes 210 amino acids. The record is from RefSeq and is a predicted model, not a curated record. The transcript is spliced from 6 exons. NCBI's taxonomy places the organism in Eukaryota, Viridiplantae, Streptophyta, Magnoliopsida, Fagales, Betulaceae.
ACCUCUUUUGUUGCACUCUCCUUGAUGGUUAAUGUCCUACUUUCUUCUCUUGUGUUAAGAAGACUCUCUGUGUCUCUCUAAAAACUCUUGGAAUACAUAUACGAAUAAAGUUUCAGAAUUUGAUCCCUUUGUGUUGCUUCUUAAACUCGCCGAGUAAAAAGGAAUCUCAUUGUUUUUAGCAUGAGCACUCGGGCGGCCAGGGGGGCUCCUGUAAGAGGGUAUCGUCGUAGGAAGGCGAUACUGGACUUAGACCUCAACACUGCACCACCAAGUGAUAGUCGGGAUCAGGAGGGGACUUCGACUCAAGCGGUGCCUAAUGAAAUUGAAACUGGCCAAUCAGGGCGGUCUGUACCUGCUAUGAUUGAUGUCGAAGCCAUUGAUGAUGAUGUCAUUGAAUCCUCCCCCAGGGCUUUUGCUGAAGCCAAAAACAAUUCUAGAAGGAAUGGUGGAAGGGCUAUAGUGGAUGUGGAUAUAGAUGAAAGGACUAGGGUUACCCAGAAUAACCGCAACAAGCGUAGAAGAGCUCCACCCAACCAAACAAUUAUUAAUUGUGAUUUAUACAUAAAUUUGGAAAGCAGUAGCAAUUCUACGAGAGAGAAUGUGACAAAGCUACCUUCACCGCCAAAGGAGCCCACCUUUAGCUGUCCAAUUUGCAUGGGUCCUUUAGUGGAGGAAAUGUCGACGAGGUGUGGUCACAUAUUCUGUAAGACAUGUAUUAAGACUGCAAUAAGUACACAGAAUAAGUGCCCCACCUGUAGGAAAAACGUCACAGUGAGAGAACUCAUUAGAAUCUUCCUUCCUUCAACCAGUUGAGGCUCAGGCUUGAUAACUGAUUAUCAGGGUUUUGCACGAACUGCUUUCAAGUGAAAGGGAAAUGGAACUAUUGUUUCGGCGUGGCAGUAGAUAGCUUUUCAUACUAGUGGUGAAAAUGUUUUGCAGUUCAAGCUAAUAUAUAUAUCUAAUGACCGUGUUGGGUUUUGGUCAAGAACAAAGUUAUAUGGGUGUCAGAUUGAACCCCUAAAGCAUCUUUAUUUAUCUCUAUUGCUGUCGUUAGAUGCUCAAGUGUCUGUAAUGUAUACGCUGUCUGGCUUAGGUAUUAAUGGGAGUUAGCGUUCGGACUGGGCAGUGGAGUGGGAUAUAUAGUUAGGCCUAAUUAUAUAAAUGCUCCUGGGGUUAGAGCAGUUUUAGUGGCCUUUCCCUGAUUUAGUUCCCAGUCACAAAAUAACAGUUCAUGUACGAUAGAGGCUAUCUUGUUUUCUUUUUAACCUGUUAUUUCUGUUUUA